GGGACGUUGGUGCUCUUGAACGCCUCACUCUCUAGGUUGUAAACAAAGAUGGCGUAGUUUUAGGGUUCUGUUAACCCUGGGAUGUCUGAUUGUACCUGAGAAAACAGAGGAAACCUCAUCACAGCUGGCUGCAGCCAUCAGACUGAUUCAUCGCUGCGUUCACCGACUGCUUUUAACUCCCGACUGAGCUUCGCCCGUCGGAAGAUGAAGAUCGCUUUGCUGGGAGCCACCGGCCAGACUGGGCAGUAUCUGGUCAAGCAGGCGCUGGAGCAGGGCCACACGGUCACCGCCGUCGUCAGGAACCCAGCGAAGCUCACGGUGCACCAUAACAACCUCAAGGUGGUGACGGCUGAUAUUUUCUCAGCAGACAGUCUCAAGCCUCAUCUCAAAGACCAGGAUGUGGUCAUGUCCUGCCUCGGCUUUCCGGCUUCCUUCUUCUCCGGGGUGACGGGGUACACCUCGUCCAUGGCCGCCGUGGUCGGCGCUAUGAGGGAGGCCCGGGUCAACAGGGUCAUCACUAUGACCUCCUGGUACACAGAGCCUGACUCUGGAACCCAGUCUCCGUUCCUGAUCCGGUUCCUUCUGCUGCCGAUGAUCCGAAGCGUCCUCAGCAACAUGUACGAGAUGGAGCGCUUCCUGCAGAAAACCGAGGACAUCAACUGGACCGUCGUUCGGCCCCCCGGCCUCAAGAACCUGGCGGCCUCAGCUCAAGAGUUUCUGACACAUGAGGGAUACUUUGUGCCGGACAGCGGCGGCCAGACGGCGGUGGGAAGAGGAGACGUGGCUCGCUUCAUGCUUUCUCUGCUGAACAGCAAUGCCUGGGUCAAGAAGGGAGUCGCCAUCACCACCAAGUGAAGGGAAAGCGCCAUUAUUGGUUCAGUGGAAAUAUAUUCUUAUAAAGGAUAAAACAUCGUCAUCGCUGCCUCACGUCAUGUGCCUGAUGAAUGCCAUUAUUUACUCUGCUUUAACAUGUUUUUGUACCCUUAAAUAUCUUCCUCCACAUAUAUUUUGUAAAGUUAACCUGUCUGUUAUGAGUAACAACGUGAUUAAGUUACACUGCACCCACACGUUGGGGUGUAGUACAUACCUUCGGCCACAUGAGAGCGGUGUUGUGCUGUAACUAAUCAUUAAAAGUUAUCUUUAUUCCCUG
Messenger RNA from Fundulus heteroclitus (mummichog), 1150 nucleotides. Its product is annotated as flavin reductase (NADPH). The transcript has 6 exons. Lineage: Eukaryota; Metazoa; Chordata; Actinopteri; Cyprinodontiformes; Fundulidae. The coding region runs from base 205 to 855 and encodes 216 amino acids. The record is from RefSeq and is a predicted model, not a curated record.